Molecule: messenger RNA, 1477 nt
Organism: Eupeodes corollae
Lineage: Eukaryota; Metazoa; Arthropoda; Insecta; Diptera; Syrphidae
Exons: 3
Coding region: 38-1450 (470 amino acids)
Source: RefSeq, a predicted model, not a curated record
UCAAUUUAUUCUCUUAAGUUGGAAACCCAAGAAAAGAAUGAAACAAUUCUCGGCCUUAGAAGUAAUAUUUAUAGCCCAAUUCUUAACUGUGGCCGCUUGCUUGGAGUGCUACACCUGUAAUUCAAGUUCAGACAUUGACUGCGCAAAAAGGCCGGGAAAACAGUUGGAAGUACAAGAAUGCAAGGAAGGCGAUGAAUGUGUAACUGCGAUAGUCGUAAAUGGUACCACUCAAAGAGGUUGCUUAUCAGAAGUCUUUCCCAGCAAGUAUUGUUCAGGCCUAUGCGAGAAGUGCAACAAAUCUCUUUGCAAUGUUCGAAUUUAUCCUACAGAUCGCUUGCGUUGUUAUCAGUGCCUCGGUUCAUCUUGCAUAGAUGUUCAGAAUAGCUUAGUGCAUAAACCAGAGGUUUGUGGUGUUUACAAAAAGGAAGACCGAUGUUACACAAAUGUAAUAAGCCAAGACACGGUCAGACGUGGAUGUGAAGUGUCUGAUAUUGAAAAGUUAGUCAAUUGUACAAAUAUCUGUCUAAAGUGCAACUAUGAUGGUUGCAACAAUGAAAUAGGAGUUACUCGUCAUAAUUGUCUAGCAUGUUCCUUUGCUCAGUCGUAUCCGUCGUCGCCAGACUACGAUUGUCUCAGAAAUCAAAAGGAUUCAGCAAAUGAACAAUGUAAAGUAUCGGGACCAAAAACGUGUUACAAUAAAGUACUCCUUGGCCAUAAAGGAAAGUGUUACACACUUAGAAACGAACAAACAAACGUCCUCACCCGAGGUUGUUCUUCUGCAAUGGGAUCCACAAUCAAUGGCAAUUUAACGGAGUGCUACGGCGAAUACUGCAACGACGAGUGUGUCACUAUAAACUGUAAUGUUUGUGAUUCUAAAACCAAUCCCGCCUGUCGCAAUCAAACCAUCACACUCAGUCCUCAAAAAUGCCAAUCGCAUUCAUGUUUUUCCUGCGAAGAGGGUAUGCAUCUCUGGCGAGGAUGUGGAUCCGAUGCACCACCACCAAAAACAAAUCAAAUCUGUUAUGAAUGUCGUGAUGCAAACGGUUGUAAUCGACAAACCAUUCGUUCAUGUUACAAGUGUUCAUCCAUCAAAGACCCCAAUUGUGCCAGUUGGUUGGAUAUUUCGAAUAUAACUGUCAGUAAUUGUACCCAUCGAGAUGAGAAAUGCGUGACUACGUUAGUUUCCAGGCUGAAUUUGGUCUACACUUUACGUGGAUGUGAUUCUCAAGUUGACGAGUGCACUGAAAGUGAUCCAUUUUGUGAUCGCUGUGAAGGGAGUCUUUGUAAUUAUGGGUCGAAAAUAUGGAAUCCUGACGAGAAACUGGUAAAAUAUCGAUCGUGGUUACGUUCCUAUCUCAUGCAAAAAAAUGGUAGUGGAUCUUUGAAAUUGAACAAUGUACUUUUUUUGGUACAAUUAAGCCUUGGAUUUUAUUUUUUAAUUCAUAUUUAAUAAAAAGAUUGUGAAUUUUUACUGUGA